AUGGCUACUACCAGGAGUGCCAGAAGACAGCUAAUAAGUGACUUGAAGGAGGAGGGAAAGCUAAUCGGGCUGACCGAUGACAGUUUGGCGGAAUGGGUAAAGGAAGAGUUGAGGAGGGUGGAAGAUGCGAAGGUCGAGGUUGUAACAAAGGUAUGUAACCCUGUAGCCCGCUUGAGGGACGUGGCGGCGAUGACGGUGGACGAAGACCUGGGUGCGUAUGUGAGGCAUUUUGAGAGUCAAGCAAAGAGACAAGGCAUUGACCCCAAGGACUGGUCGCUCCUUUUGACGGACAAGAUGAGUGGACAACUGAAGACUUUCCUCGUUGAGACGGGACUGAACUUGCAUCAUGACUUCGAGUCAGUAAAGGUAAAGUUAUUCACGCACGCAGGUUUCAACGAGGAAAAGUAUAGGGUCAGAUUCCACCAGCUAGUACCAACACACGACGACAUGAGAAGCUUCGCAGUCAACACAGAAGCCGCUUUGAGAGCGUGGGUCCAGCAGUCGGGAAUAAAGGAAACGUUUGAGGACUUGGUGAACCUCCUGAUAGUUGAUCGGAUAAAAUCGGUUGUUACUUGUGAUCUGUUGGAGAGGCUGAAUGGUGCUGCUAAGAAGCUGUGUAUGAUGAUUACGGGCUGUAGAUGA
Messenger RNA from Physella acuta, 642 nucleotides. RefSeq lists its product as uncharacterized. The record is from RefSeq and is a predicted model, not a curated record. NCBI's taxonomy places the organism in Eukaryota, Metazoa, Mollusca, Gastropoda, Physidae.